AUGGCAACGCUAUCUGACGCCUUCACGGCAUUGAAUGCCGCGAUUGAUAACACCCCACUCAUUGAUAACCACUGCCAUAACCUUCUGAGGCCGAAUCACAUCAGCAAGGUGCCAUUGCUGUCGAUUGCCUCAGAAGCACAAGGAAACGAGGCAUUGGAAGCUUCCAAAACGAGUCUAGCUCACAUACGAGCAACCAAACAUCUAGCUCAGGUCCUCAGCUGUGAGCAGAAUUGGGAUGCUGUCGAGGCGGCUGUUCGCGUCCAGCACUCUCAGGAUCCAGCUGCCUGGCACAGACGCUGCUAUCAAGGCUUUGAGACUCUUCUUCUGGAUGACGGAUUUGGAGGUGAUGAAUUGAUUCACCCGUAUUCGUGGCAUGAUACUUUUGUCACAAGCAAGUGCAAGCGUAUCGUUAGAAUCGAAACGUUGGCCAGCAGCUUGUUCACGCAAGCCUUGUCAUCGAGAGGUGCCAAGUCGGCUGCUCUCAUUCUCGAAGAAGUCGUCAAGGCGUUUGCGGACGAGAUUUCUCGCUGCAUUGCCGAUCCAGAUGUCGUUGGGUUUAAAUCCAUUAUUUGCUAUCGCGGUGGGCUUGACAUUCCUCGCGACGCUACGGGUGUUCAAGAGAAGAGCACACUGGCUUUUCAAUCCAUGGUUGAGCUAUUUGACAAGAGCAUCGACCCGUUCAAACGUCCGGAACAGCUUCCCUUCAACCAAAGUCUAGUCCACCUUACGGCUAGGCUCAUAAGCCAGAGCGAAAGCAAGCACAAGAAGGCCAUCCAGUUCCACACAGGCUUAGGCGACAAUGACAUUAUCCUAACAAAAUCAUCCCCGGCUCACCUGCAGCCUUUCAUCAGCCAGUACCCUACAGUACCUGUUGUUCUCCUCCACUCGAGUUAUCCAUGGACGCGAGAAGCUGGCUAUCUGGCGACCAUGUAUCCAAACGUAUACGCUGAUAUCGGAGAGGUGUUCCCUUUCUUGAAUAAAGAUGGGCAAGAAGGCAUUCUCAGACAGAUUUUGGAAUUGACUCCAUGGUCCAAGGUUCUCAUGAGUACCGAUGGCCAUUCGCACCCCGAAAUGUAUCUCAUCACGCUCAGGGAAAUCAAAUCUGUCAUGAAAACUGUGAUUGGUGGACAACUUGCCAAGGGCCAAUUGAACACGAAUCAAGCCGUCCAGCUCGUACAAGAUGUUCUUUACAACAACUCUAACAAGCUCUACGACCUCGGCCUGUCCCCUAAAGCAGUUCCCACAACGUUGCCAACUACAAUGAGUCAAGAUGAAGAUGAUGUUGCCGCCGCCCGAGUCCAACGGGAAGCUGAUAUUAGACAUCUCAGUUCACUGAAUUGCAGAUGGCUCCGGGUCUGCUGGCACGACUACACGUCCAGCUCCAAAAUGCGCCUUGUGCCUAUGAGACGAGUCCUUGAUAAUCUGCGUCGAGGUGAGGAUGUUCAUUUCACACUGACGUCAGCUACAUUCGGCAUUCUACAGACGGACGUGUUGAUCCCAUCGGUGAGCUCGUCUGGAGUGUAUGCCGUCCGCGUGGACUAUACAAAAGCCGUUUUGGGUCCAGCACCUGGUCACGCUUCGGUGUUCUGUGAAUUCAUGAACGAGGAUGGGUCGGAUCUCAACCUCUGUCCAAAAGCCCUGCUCAGGAAGACGAUCGAAAAUGCCAGGGGCCAUGGUCUCGAGUUCAAGAUGGGAUUCGAGCUUGAGUUUGUCAUCAUGGAGCGGAACCCCGACUCGAAUAGUCAAGAGAAAUAUCUCACGCUGCGAAAUGAUGGACAUUCUUGGUCCAUGGCCCGCGCUAUUGCCGACGCCGGUCGUCCUGGAAGCUUUAACAGCGCCCUCGAUGAGAUACUCGAUAACCUCACCGAUGCAGGCAUUGAUAUUGAACAAAUUCAUCCGGAGAAUGCCCCUGGCCAGUACGAAAUUAUACUUCCACCUAAACCACCGAUGGAAGCGUGCGAGGUCCUUCUAACAACCCGACUGAUCGUUGAGGCAGCUGCAGCACGACAUGGCUUUAGAAUGACGCUACAUCCCAAGCCGUUUCCCUUCAAUUGUGGCACAGCAAGUCACAUGCACAUGUCCAUCACCUCUUUGGGAGGCGAUUCCAAGGAGGUGUACGAGCCUUUCUAUGCUGGUAUAAUCAAGCACUUCACUGCUCUGAUCGCGCUUAUGUACAGCAACAUUGCGAGUUACGAGCGUAUGGUUGACUCAGCUUGGGCAGGCGGUCGCUGGGUUACUUGGGGCACAGAAAACAAAGAAGCCCCUUUGCGAAAGUGCAAGGACAGCCAUUGGGAGAUCAAGACGAUUGAUGGCAUCACAAAUCCAUAUAUAGCAAUGGCCGGCAUACUCGCAGCUGGUACACAUGGCGUUGUGACCAAAGAGAAACUGGUUGCAAAGGACUUUCUCGGCGACCCCGCCAAGCUCAGUGACGAGGAAAGGAGGGAAUUAGGCAUCACAAAGUCGUUCCCCAAGGACCUGAGGGCCGCCCUCAAGGUGCUCGAAACGGAUACGGAGCUGACGGACCUCUUGAACAAGGACUUUGUGAAGAGGUACAUUGAUAUGAAGACGGCUGAACUGGAGAUGUUAGAGCCAAUGGAAGCAACAGAACGCCGGCAAUGGUUGAUUGCACGUUACUAG
This is a messenger RNA of Pestalotiopsis fici W106-1, 2637 nucleotides long. RefSeq lists its product as uncharacterized. Gene Ontology annotation, molecular function: glutamine synthetase activity; hydrolase activity. NCBI's taxonomy places the organism in Eukaryota, Fungi, Ascomycota, Sordariomycetes, Amphisphaeriales, Sporocadaceae. The transcript has 3 exons. The coding region runs from base 1 to 2637 and encodes 878 amino acids. The record is from RefSeq and is a predicted model, not a curated record.